AUGGAACGUAUUCUUCUUGUCACCGACUAUCCCAAUCUAACUGAACUUGAAAUUCAUGAUUUUCAUAAAGAAAUUGCUUUAAAUUACUUUACAAAUAAAUCAUCACUUCGAUCUAUUUUCCAAGAACAAAUUACAAAUCUUAUUCUUAUCAAUAAUGAUGAAUGCGCAAUGACAUGUUCAUCAAAUUAUACUGCAAAGAUAUAUGCGCAUAUUUUGACCUUCUUCAAAAAUUUAAAAAUUCUACGUAUUAUAGAACCAAGUAUUGUGUCAUAUCCACCUCUAUCACUUUGUUAUUUACCAUCGACUACUUUUUCAUCUCCGAUUCUUACUCAUUUAUAUAUCAAUGUGCAAACUUUUGAUGAUUGUCUUUGCUUACUUGAUGGUCGACUUAAACAAUUGACAACAUUGUUUGUUACUGUCUGUUGCCCAUUCGAGUCUUCACGCAUUAUUCACAAUAUGAAUAAACUAUCUAAUCUUAAGUGUUUCUCGUUAAAAAUGUUCUAUGAAUUUCAACCUUAUGAUAGAAUUGCAUCACUUUUGCGUCGUAUGUCAAAUCUGGAAAAAUUAACUUUAAACAUUUCUAUAAAAGAUCGAAAUAGUGUCAUUGAUGGUACUUAUAUUCAACAUGAUAUUUUUGAUUGUAUGCCACAACUUCAUUGA
Messenger RNA from Rotaria sp. Silwood1, 660 nucleotides. NCBI's taxonomy places the organism in Eukaryota, Metazoa, Rotifera, Eurotatoria, Philodinida, Philodinidae. The record is from the annotation of a GenBank genome assembly.